CUUGUCUUCACAUCUGUCAGACUGUCAUUCCCAUCAUCACAACUCAGAAUGCGCAGUUCUUUCUCCAUCAAGGCGGUGGGCUUUGCCCUUCUCUCGCUCGCCAAUGCUCAGGACGUGUCUGAGAACCUGGCUGGUGCUAUUGCCGACUACGAUUCUCUCUCUCUUUUCCGUUCUCUGCUCGGCGCAGCUCCUCAGGUGUUGGUUGAGACACUUUCUAGCCAGGGCAGCAAUGUCACCAUUUUGAUUCCUACCAACAAUGCUAUCAAGAGCUAUCUUAAAGACUCUAGCAUCUCGGAUGUCACCGAAUUGAACCAAACAAUGCUCCAAGUCUUCUUCUCGUAUCAUACCAUGGCAGCUUCGCUCUCAUCCACAGAUUUCGAUGUUUCACGUGGACUGUCAGUGCCCACCUUAUUAAAGAGUGAGGAGUUCAACAACAGAACUGCUGGCCCUCAAAUCCAGAGCCAGUUCGGCAACAAUGCUGAUGGCCAGGUUGUGUUCGCUUCGAGGGUAGGAAAGGGCAAGAGAGCCAAUGGUGAUAUCAGUGGUGCAAUUGUGAAUCUCCGAGCCGGUGAGGAGCAGAACAUCAAGAUGACUGCUGUUGACGGAUCCUGGGGCGAGAAGAAUGCGAGCAGGUUCCAGAUCGUGGAUAAGGUCCUUCUUCCGCCUCUGUCCUGCUCCCAGACGGUUCACGCCGCCGACGACAAGAGACUCACUGCCUUGAACGGCGCUCUCAUAAAGGCGGGCUUGUGGCCCGCUCUCGACGCCUCAAAGAACGUCACAUGUCUUGCACCGUCUACACAAGCGUUCAAGGAUGCGGGAAGUCCCGAUGUGGAGCUGUCGAAAGACGAUCUCAGCGGAGCGCUUCUAGCUCAUACCCUCAACGAAGUUACCUACUCCAACUACCUUCGAGACGGUCAAGUCAUCGGAACUCUGAACAAGACCGAGGUCCGAGUUAGAAUCAUAGAUAACGAUAUCUUCUUCAACAAUGCCAAGGUUAUCGAAGCUAAUGUGCUUACCAAUAACGGUCUCAUUCAUAUCCUCGAUUCCGUUAUUCAAGCAGGAGGAAAGCCCAGUGAGACCAGCACUGGGACGUCAACAGCUGAAACUGCGAGUGCUACGUCAAGCGGGUCACAGACGACUUCCAGCUCUGCGACUGUCUCGCCAGACAACGGAAAUUCUGCUGGUCGCUUGUCCAUCGAUAUUAGGAUUUUGGGUAUCUUGGUUGCGGCUUAUGCAAUCAUGUAAUAAGUAAUAUGUGGAGUAUCUGAUACAUACUAAGUUGUAAUAAACUGUUGGGUUUCUAAGGAAUAUUUCGUCGGGUCUUUCAACCCUUGUUUUAAUAAAUUUAAAGGACCUAUUGACUAUUUACUGAG
Messenger RNA from Fusarium oxysporum Fo47, 1373 nucleotides. Its product is annotated as FAS1 domain-containing protein. The coding region runs from base 49 to 1245 and encodes 398 amino acids. The record is from RefSeq and is a predicted model, not a curated record. The transcript is spliced from 4 exons. Lineage: Eukaryota; Fungi; Ascomycota; Sordariomycetes; Hypocreales; Nectriaceae.